Clonostachys rhizophaga is the source of this 3015-nucleotide messenger RNA. The record is from the annotation of a GenBank genome assembly. Lineage: Eukaryota; Fungi; Ascomycota; Sordariomycetes; Hypocreales; Bionectriaceae.
AUGGCCGCCUUCAAAUUCCCCAGCUUCUUCGCCAGGACCCCGGCAGCCGACCGUCGCUUCCCUUCCAUCUACCGCCCCCUCAACCAGACCGACAUCGACCACGACCACGACGAUGACGAUGCUACCCGCCACCAUGGCGCCGCCCCAGGGGAGCCUCUCGACACUGCUGCCGGCAGAGGAGCAGCGAGUACUACCGCUCCCCGCGAUGCCGCAGCCAUGAUGCUCAUCAAGCUCGGCCACGAUCCCUCCCACCGCAUCCCCAUCUCCUCCUCCACCAACGACCGAAUCCUGCGCCGAAUCGACCUCGCCCUCCUCCCCCUCAUGCUCACUGUAUACUUUCUCCACGCCCUCGACAAAGCUACACUCUCCUAUGCCUCCAUCUUCGGCCUCAUCGAGGACACCAAGCUCGAAGGCGACCAGUUCUCCUGGCUGGGCAGCAUUGUCUACGUCGCGCAGCUCAUCUUCCAGCUGCCUGUCGCCUGGGCCCUCGUCAAGCUGCCGGUGGGCAAGUUUACAAGUCUCAUGGCGCUGGGCUGGGGAAUAACGCUGACGGGGAUGGCCGGUGCGAAGCGAUUUCCCCAUCUCUUGGGAGCCAGGUUCUUGCUGGGGUCGUUUGAGACCAGUAUCGGGCCUAGCUUUGUUGCGAUUACACAGAUGUGGUGGAGGAGGAGAGAGCAGACGCUGCGGAUAGGGUCCUGGUACUGCAUGAACGGGCUCUCCUGGGUGCUAGGAAGUCUAAUUACAUACGCCCUCGCCAGUAUCCAUUCGGGUUUGAAGUCAUAUCAGAUCAUCUUUCUCUUCUUCGGCCUCGUGACGGUUGCAUUUGCCUUCAUCAUGUUCUUUCACAUGCCCGACUCGCCCACGGAGGCCAAGUUCCUCUCGGAUGAGGAUAAAGUCAUUGCCAUUGAGCGCCUACGAGAUAACCAGAUGGGAGUCAUGUCGAGGGAAUGGCGAUAUAGCCAAUUCUACGAAACCCUGCGUGACCCCAAGACCUGGCUGUGGACCGCAAUGAUCUUUUGCGCCUCUGUCCCAUCCAAUGGCAUUGGGAUCUUUGGCCCUCUCAUUAUCAAGUCAUUCGUAUCUGACCCUUUUCAGACGACCUUGUUCAACAUUCCUGUGGGGUUCGCACACAUGAUAGCCGUCACCGGCAGCGCGUACCUGUCCAUGAAGUGGAAACUGAAGGGUCCGGUCCUCGUCCUUCUAUGCAUUCCUCCCAUUAUCGGCCUUUCGAUUCUUCUGAGCUUCGGGCACACCAGCGAGAACAAGGGCGUGCUCCUGUCUGGGUUCUUUUGCGUGUGCACGUUCACAGGUAUUACGCCGUUGAUUUAUUCAUGGUCGUCGCAAAACACGGCGGGAGACACCAAGAAGAAGUCCACGUCAGCCCUCAUCUUCAUCGGUUCCUCGGCCGGUAACAUCAUCGGCCCUCUAUUAUUCACGCCCGGGGAGCAUCCUGCCUACACCCGUGGCUUGCGUGCGAACAUUGCCUUCUUCAGCAUGGUUAUCCUCCUCGUUAUCGUAACGUCAGUCUACAUCAAAGCGUUGAACAAGUCACAUAGUCGGAGGCGGGUAGCGCUUGGGAAGAACGCGGUGGUGAGAGACUUGAGCCUGGAGACAUCCGAGUCAGUUGAUGUGUUUGACCACUUGCACACUGGGGACGAAGGUGGAGGUGAUGACGAGUCGGGGUCCAAGGCGUUCAGCGAUGCUACUGAUUUGGAGAAUGAAGACUUUGUCUUCAUCGUUGGCAUCGCAGUCCUCGUUGCGGCGCUCCUGUACACCGCAUUCGCCUCAAGAGACUGGACUCCAGAUAUCAAAAUGGGUGGAGGUCCUAUUCCAGGCUACCGCACUGUAGCCUACUACGUCAAUUGGGCUCCCUAUGGCCGUAAGCACAAACCGCAGGACUUGCCCGUUGAGAACCUCACCCACGUUCUUUACUCGUUUGCCAACGUCCGUGCUGAAAAUGGCGAGGUAUUCAUGACAGACGAUUGGGCCGACACUGGCAUUCACUUCGACGGAGAUUCCUGGAAUGACACAGGAAACAACAUGUACGGCUGCCUCAAGCAGCUCAACCUGCUCAAGCGCCGGAACCGCAACCUCAAGGUCCUCAUCUCCAUCGGUGGAUGGACCUACAGCUCCAACUUUGCAGCCCCCAUGAGCACCCCCCAGGGCCGCAGCGCUUUCGCCAAGACUAGCGUCGACUUGGUCCGGAAGUUUGGCUUUGAUGGUAUUGAUAUUGACUGGGAAUACCCCAAGAACGCCGACGAAGCUCGCAAUUUCGUCGAGCUCCUGGCCGAGUGCCGUAGAGAACUCGACGCCUACUCCCAGGCCGUCGCGGGCGGCUACCACUUCGAGAUCACCGUGGCCUGCCCCGCGGGCGCCACCAACUUCGAGAAGCUCGACAUCCCCAACAUGGACCGCUUCCUCGACUUCUGGAACCUCAUGGCCUACGACUACGCCGGAUCGUGGGACUCGACCAGCGGCCACCAGGCCAACCUGUACCCCAGCCGCGAGAACCCCACCGCGACGCCCUUCUCCUCCAUCGCGGCCCUCGAGCACUACGUCCGCAGCGGCGUCCGCCCCGACAAGCUCGUGCUGGGCAUGCCCCUCUACGGCCGCGCCUUCGACAACACGGACGGCAUCGGACGGCCGUACAGCGGAGUCGGCGAGGGUACGUGGGAGCAAGGGGUCCACGACUACAAGAAGCUGCCCAUCCCCGGCUCGCAGGAGGUCUUUGACCGCGAGGCCCAGGCGUCUUACUGCUACAGCCCGGACCAGCGCAAGCUCGUCAGCUACGACACGCCGGGCAUGGCGGGCCUCAAGGCCGACUUCAUCAAGGGCAAGGGUCUCGGCGGCGCCAUGUGGUGGGAGAGCAGCGCGGACAAGGCUGGUCCCGAGAGCCUGAUCAGCGUCGUCGUCAAUGGCCUCGGCGGCCCGCAGGCGCUCCAGAGGGUGGACAACUGCAUCUCGUACCCGCAGACCCCGUACGAUAACCUGCGCGAGGGCUUCCCUAACAACUGA